UCCACCAUGCUUCAUGAUCUGAGUACUAAAAAAUGCUACAUGGUUCUGGCAGUGUUGUUUCACUGAAAUAGAAAACUUCUCUUCCACCUGGGCCUCCCAGCUGGAAUUCAUUCCUUAGAAAAUGUUCCCAACAAGCCUGGUUUUGUUGAUCAUUGGAUUAUUUUCAGGACUAGAGUCCAGGUGUUCGUCUACUAUAUUUUAUAAGAAUUGUUGGAUUCAACGCUUCCCGGGGUUUUUUAUAGAUAUCAUAGAGUCACAGAAAAAAGGAGCUCAGUUAAUAAAGCUCUACCGGGAAACCUCUGCUCAGCAGUGUAGUAGGAAAUGCUGCCUCUCUAAGAAUGUGUCUUGUAACUUGGCCAUUUUUUAUUUUGAAACAACCAAGGACAGUAGUAACUGUUUCCACUUAAACUGUCCGGUCAUAGAAAGUUGCUUACUGAGGACAACAGCUCAUGUAAUUUUAUAUAAUAUCACAGAAGGUAUUGACCCUGACUUGCUUGUUUUUGGAACAUAUCCUACUAAGGACAGGGAUUCAGAUUCUUCUUCUUCAUGGACUAGCUUAACUAUGACAUCAAACAAUUCCAGAACUCCAGUUUCAGACAGACGCAAGCACAGCAGACUCAGUUUUUCUCCACCACCUUUUCAGUCUUCCAGUCAAGCCAUUAAUCUGCAUACAGCAUACUCCAGCUAUGAUAACAGAAGUGCUAUGACUGGUUUCCCUGCAGUUACUUCUGAAUCUGCAGGGCGUUCAGUUGCAGUGAACAGAGUUACUAGACGUCCAAAAGUUACCUCAAGCCCCAAGGAUGGAACUUCUGUUUCAACACAAUCAACACCAGUUGCCUUGGUUGCCAAUCCAUUUUCAGAUGUUCAUAUUCCAGCCCAACUUGACAGUAGUAAACAGCAACCCAAUGCUACAAAAGGGCAUUCUGGGAAGAACAACACCUCUGUUAAUGAGAAUGGCACUCUGAGGCCCACAUGGAUAACUGUUUCAAAUACACUUCUAAUUCCUGUAGUGCUUUCCACUAUCAUUUCUUUCAUCUGCUACUGCACAAUCCUUUUGGCAGCAAGUCACCGCAAACGGAAAAGAGGCCAUUACAAACCAGUAUGGAAAGGAGAAUCUAGUUCAACACGAAUGAUAAGAUAUGCUAUUAUUAAAGAUAACCUAUAAACUGUGACUGGAAGAAAUUCAUUAAAGUGCCUAGUGCAAUCUAGCAGAAAUAAAGCAUUUGAAUGUCCUAAUUAAAUUAAAUGAAGAAUAUAUUUUUAUAUAUAAAAACAAGUCACAUUAUCCAGUUUUGGAGAGACUGAUUUAGAGCAUGAUUCACAUGAAACAGAAUAUGCAGCACAUAAAUAUUAUCUUGCAGUACAAUAAAUGAUCAACAAAAUUGCUUCAGUAAAAAAACAGUAUUCACAGUAAUAGUUCAUGUAGCAGAUAACCCUCAAAUAUUGAUUUUGUGUAAUACUACUGUACAACUUUCAAUAAACCUCUCCAAGCAUUGUCA
Molecule: messenger RNA, 1499 nt
Organism: Protopterus annectens (West African lungfish)
Lineage: Eukaryota; Metazoa; Chordata; Ceratodontiformes; Protopteridae
Gene: MANSC4
Product: MANSC domain containing 4
Exons: 3
Coding region: 122-1165 (347 amino acids)
Source: RefSeq, a predicted model, not a curated record